GAUUGAGAUUCCUGAACUGCCACCCAAAACCAGUCAGGCCGAUCAAAUCAGCUCCAUCCAGACCUAGAAAAGGCUUCAGUCUGGCUCUCUAGACUAUAGCUGACUCCACAAUGCCAGGCAGAAUCACCCUCCCUGCACUGUGCCAUCUCCUCCUCCCUUGGACCUUCAUCUUCCACAAAUCCCUGGGGAACUCAGCACCCCACCCGGGCCCCCACUACCUCCUGCCCCCCAUCCACGACGUCAUUCACUCUCGUCGCGGGGCCACGGUCACGCUGCCUUGCGUCCUGGGCGCCUCGCCUCCUCCCAGCUACAAGGUGCGCUGGAGCAAGGUGGAGCCGGGGCACCUCCGGGACACGACGGUGCUCAUCACGCACGGGGCGUACGCGCGCGGCUACGGGCCCCUGGGCACGCGCGGCAGCCUGCGGCGGGGGCACCGGCUGGACGCCUCCCUGGUCAUCGCCAACGUGCGCCUGGACGACGAGGGCCGCUACCGCUGCCAGCUCAUCCACGGCGUGGACGACGAAAGCGUGGCGCUGACGCUGUAUCUGGAAGGGGUGGUGUUUCCGUACCAACCGAGCCGCGGCAGGUACCAGUUCAACUACUUCGAGGCGAAGCAGGCGUGCGAGGAGCAGGACGGACGCCUGGCCACUGACCGCCAGCUCUACCAAGCGUGGACCGAGGGUCUGGACUGGUGUAACGCCGGCUGGCUGCUCGAGGGCUCCGUGCGCUACCCGGUGCUCAGCGCGCGCGCCGCCUGCGGAGGCCCUGGCCGGCCGGGCAUCCGCAGCUACGGGCCGCGGGACCGCUGGCGCGACCGCUACGACGCCUUCUGCUUCACCUCCGCGCUCGCGGGCCGCGUGUUCUUCGUGCCUGGGCGGCUGACGCUGUCCGAGGCGCACGCGGCGUGCCGGCGGCGCGGGGCCGUGGUGGCCAAGGUCGGCCACCUGUACGCCGCCUGGAAGUUCUCGGGGCUGGACCGGUGCGACGGCGGCUGGCUGGCGGAUGGCAGCGUGCGCUUCCCCAUCACCACGCCGCGGCCGCGCUGCGGGGGCCUCCCGGAUCCCGGGGUGCGCAGCUUCGGCUUCCCCAGACCCCAGCAGGCGGCCUACGGGACCUACUGCUACGCCGAAACAGUCGUGGCCUGA
This is a messenger RNA of Jaculus jaculus (lesser Egyptian jerboa), 1145 nucleotides long. RefSeq names its product hyaluronan and proteoglycan link protein 2 (gene Hapln2). Gene Ontology annotation, molecular function: hyaluronic acid binding. The record is from RefSeq and is a predicted model, not a curated record. Gene Ontology annotation, biological process: cell adhesion. Lineage: Eukaryota; Metazoa; Chordata; Mammalia; Rodentia; Dipodidae. The transcript has 6 exons. The coding region runs from base 111 to 1145 and encodes 344 amino acids.